AUGGAAAAAGCCAUUGGAAACCGGACCGUAUGUAUAACCCUCCAUCCAGGGUUUGAAAGCGUCUGCUUAAACCGCCCAUAUUAGAAGUGGCUGCAUUGGGCCUAAAAACGCGAGCUGGAAAGUCGUACACAACAACAAAAUACCCAUUUUGUGCAAAUGCCUGUUUUACUAUAACUAUGAGAAGAAAGCAGAAAAGUAUGAAAAAACAUGCAACAAUAUGGGAAUUCCAAAUAGUCAGAGCAUUCAUUACACGAAUAUUGAACAACGAUGCCAGAAAAAAUCAUGUCACAGGUAAAUGAGGAAAUAAAUAUAAUGGUGAUAAGCACAGCGCGAAUACAUUGUAAUUUCACUCACCGAUCGUCGACUCCGCUUUGAUAGUGUUUCAGAGGAUUUUUUCCAAAUGUUUGGAAACCUCCCCUUUUUCAAAUUCCUUUUCAUGCCUUUCAUCGGAAAAGCAAGCGUAAAACAAUCCCUUGUGAAAUGCUCCGAGCACACAGAAAAUUUUCCCACCGGGUUGAAAUCCUUCCGAUGAAUGGAGACAAACCUUUUCCACUUUAAUCUUACGCUGCCCAAAUCCCCAAUUUAUCGUUCUUUACGUUUCCACAGUCCUGAACAACACAACGGCUACAAGGCAUACUUACGCUUUAAGUCAAAAAAGCGAAGAAAGUACCUAAGUUCCAAAAAUAUCUCGCCCUGCAUGCGAAAUUAGCCACGUUUGUGUGCCUUGUUUUGCUGCGUUGAUGUUUCUACGUCACAUCUCGCCCCAAGUCCUUCAAAUACUACUCCCGGUCAUUUUUUGAAUCAAGUAAUGGCAGCAAGACAUUUACAAAAAUUGCCGUGCAAAUAAACACACUUCCAGAUCAUAUUUGGACUCCAAACUUGGCACGGUAAGUCACUUUUACAUAUAUUCUCGAAAUAUGUAAUCAAAAACAAAUUCCCAAAUUUGAUCAUAGUAGCACUUUAAGAAUGCUAAUAAAGCUAAGUUGCAAACCGCCAAACCGUCUGUUCCUGGAGAAGAAGUGGAAUUUGUAGUGAAAAGCCACAGCGAAGAUGAGAGGCAAGAUGAUGAUAACCUGGAAAUUGGGCUUCACAACCAUGAAGUUGAGGACCUAGUUAAGGAAGCAAACGAAAGUGACGAUGAUUGGUGAAAUUUUAAAUCGCGACGUUUCCAUUCCCCACGUUCGUUCUGUUAUAAAUUUACAUAAGAACUGGAAAAGGGUUAAGCAUUGUAUGCUAUGGACAAAUAGCAAGAAAUUAUCCAGUUGAAAAUGUAUUACAUUUUGCAUUUAAGAUAGUUUAAAAAGAACAAUUAUACUGAUCUACGAAUGAAAAGUCCAUUUUUGGUAGCAUAUUUACAAAUAAUUUCCCGAGUAAUUUCAAGAAUAAUAAAUUAUCAUUCUAGCAAAAGUGAGUAAAUGCUACAUGUACUUUUCUCUUUCAAGAGGGGUGCAUUGGGCGGGCGGGAGGAGGAGCUCUGAAUGCCACCAAACCACAAUGAUAUUAAUUUCUGCCGACACCACUUUCAUAUUUGCCCCCAUGCGCUUAUUUUGCUAGCUAUCAUCACCUUUCGCUUUGUUACUUCACAAGACAUUUCUUUCUCCUUACUAAGACUUGGGGGAUUCGAUCAUGCUGGCCGUUAGUCUGACAUGCCAAAUGAAGGGCCGUUUUAACAAAAUGGUCAACAGCGCAAAUAAUUUUGUUUCACCGAAUAUCACAGGUGUAAAGAUGCACAUAUCUUACACUGUUAGAUUUCAGAUCACCGCAAUAUCGCAAGAUGGGAAUUUAUUUGAUGAAAUGCUGCACAAAAAAUAGCAACUCAAACGCCAAAUGGCCCCCUCUUUCCUACAAAAGAAGAUUAUUUGAUGGUCCAAUGUAUCAACUAAACCAACCAAAGGUAACCAAAACAAACAAAGAACUCACUAUAAUCUGGGCCAGGGACUGGAUACCGCUAAUUUCCGCAAUAAUCUCUCACUUUUUUAUUUAAUACCAGGACCCAGUAAAAAUAAUCAAUCCUUCCCCUCACCCACCUGCCACUCGUAUGAAAGAUACCAGGACUGAGUCAUGGAUAAGCUUCCUGACAAAAUUCUCUUAAGAAUCUUUUCCUUUCUCCAUUUUACUGAGCGAAUUGUUUUGAGUAUAGUAUCCCGCAGGUGGAGUUCUCUUCUUUAUGAUUACUCUUUGUGAAAGAUAUUUCCAUAACUCAAUCACACUGCGAGGAUCAGCAACUGUCAUCUCUAUUCGCCGCUGCAAAAAGGCUAAUGGCAAUAGACUUCUUUAACAGCCAUUUUUUGGAUGGCUCAUGGUUACUUCUAGGAGGACUAUUAAGUGGACUCAGGCGCCUCACUUUGUCAGGGACCAGUAUCACCGACGCAAUUUUGUCAAGCGUUCUUUGAACUACCAGAGAUCUAGAAGAACUUCUCUUAAACGAAUUAGCGAGUUCUGCAUACCAGAGAUAAUUGCCCUGAGGAAACUAAAGUAUAUUGGUUUCCCCCCUAAAGGUGUUUGCGGGUUCAGGAGGAGUGGAGUGCUAUUAAUUGUGAAAGCAAGUCCGUCACUGAGAAUACUGGACUGUCAAGAAGGUCACUUUUUUGUCCAGGAGGAGAUUUCGGAGAUUGUCAGCAACAACUGUAACCUUACCAGCUUAAUCAUUCCCUACGCCUUUGUGGAUGACAAUACCUUCCUGUUCAUCAUUGAGAGCUAACAGAACUUAACAUAUAUUUGUGUAUGUGAGACAAACGUUUCUCAAGCAUGUGUGGACUAAAUGAAAAUCGGGAAGCCUCUUUUAAAUAUUUGCUGGAAUGUAAAUCAUACACCAUAAAACUGACCUGAACUGAGAGUAUCAGAUUUACUAAUUUUGUUCUUGAUGUUUUUGGCCACACGUUUUAAAUGAAUCUAAGGCUUUGUUCUCUUGGGCAUCAUCUCUUUAUGCUAGUUNCCUAAAGGUGUUUGCGGGUUCAGGAGGAGUGGAGUGCUAUUAAUUGUGAAAGCAAGUCCGUCACUGAGAAUACUGGACUGUCAAGAAGGUCACUUUUUUGUCCAGGAGGAGAUUUCGGAGAUUGUCAGCAACAACUGUAACCUUACCAGCUUAAUCAUUCCCUACGCCUUUGUGGAUGACAAUACCUUCCUGUUCAUCAUUGAGAGCUAACAGAACUUAACAUAUAUUUGUGUAUGUGAGACAAACGUUUCUCAAGCAUGUGUGGACUAAAUGAAAAUCGGGAAGCCUCUUUUAAAUAUUUGCUGGAAUGUAAAUCAUACACCAUAAAACUGACCUGAACUGAGAGUAUCAGAUUUACUAAUUUUGUUCUUGAUGUUUUUGGCCACACGUUUUAAAUGAAUCUAAGGCUUUGUUCUCUUGGGCAUCAUCUCUUUAUGCUAGUUGGUACUGAUGCUUAUUUUGAUUUUGUCUAUACACAUGAUCCCAAAAUGGCGGUAAACAGAGACAAGCUGGGUCUAGUUGCAUGGAAGCGAGGCAUCAAGGGCCUCGUUAAUGACAUGGCGUUCCUGGAGAAUUGCACUGCAAUAGGUUCUUUAUUUUAAAUGGAGAAUGACAUUCUGGGAAGUACACUAAAUGGGAAGGAUCCCUCCGCAUUGAAGAAUUUGAAUCUCAAGUUUUGGUUAAGGUGUCGGGGCCACUCGUGUAAAGGAUUGUCUGCAAAAGCUCAACUUUGUAACUGGUACAUGUGCAGUUAAAAGACUUCUUUUGAUCAAAAUAUAAGCUUAAGCUCUACUUUAUAUGCAUAAACGUUUAUCAGCCUGGAUACACACUCUUGUACUCUUUUCCAGGGUCAGUGAAUACUUAAAAGACAAAAAUAUCUCAUCUCCUUGUUGAUCCAGAUGAAAACGGGAUAUGUACAAAGCGCAAGAGGCGCCUCCUGUGUCAAGUUAAUGGUUCUCAAGAACUUGCAGCCAGCAGCCAGCAGCCAUAAUCUUCGGCCAUACAAGAUAUAAUACUAAUAGCAUAAAAAAAGAAAUUGGUUAAUUUGCUAUUUGUUUUCUUUCAUACUGUUGCCUGAUUCAACUACAUUUAGCAUUACAUCUUAAAUUUUUAAUUACGGUUAUAAUUCACUUAAUUUUCUUCCAUGUCAUUGGCUAGCUUCAUAUGUAUGACAAAUUUUUGGAUUUAUAAGUAAUUGUAAUAUUUUGAAUAUCUGUGUAGUUGGAUUGAGUAAAUAAAUGCAUAAAUAAAAAAGGUUAGGACAUACUCAAGUCUUUCUGCAAUUCAUUUGUUUCAGAGACUUUUUUUUGAGAUGGGACGGGGCAACUUUUAGAAAACAUACUACCACUUCAAGAUCACUACGUUUCCAGGACUACCAGCAAAAAAAAAUUAAGAAAGUGCUCCUCACUCAGAUAGAGCAAUUAAUUGGUGCCCAGCCACAGCUACGCAAAAGGCUAAUGUCACCAUUUCCCACACAAAAUAGAAGCAAUUCAGACCCCUUUUUAUUGUCAAUGAAUGCUUUGCAGGUUCUUCUAGGCUUUGCUCAUGUUUUUCACCAAAUAUAGCCAAGACCAGUUGUUUUAGAACUUCAAGUAAUCGCUAAACAAAACAAAUUGGGUCCAAUUUGGUAUGGCAUAUCUAGGCUUAUGUAUGGGGAUUGUGAAACUUCCAAGAAUAAGCACGUACUGGAGAACAGACAACCCCUUACACCAGAUAGGUGUUAGCUCUGUGAUUACUGAAACGUGAUUUUUCCACAUUUGGAGAUAUUCCCAAGAGACGAUCCUAGAUUUGAUAAAAUUUAUCGCGUCAUGCAAUUUUUAGACCUGGUCAUAGCCAAUAAUCAACGUCUGUAUGGCCUUGCCAGAAAUAAGUCUAUUGAUGAGACCAUGGUUCCCACAAAGGUCGCCUUUCAUUCAAACAAUAUAUAAGCGGUCAUUGAGCGUGGUCAGUGGUCAUCAAGCAAGAUGGCCACGAAAUUUAAAGCUCCGUGUUUAAGAGAAAUUAAGUUAAAGUUUCAUUUCAAAUUCUCUUCCAUUUUAACUUUUCAUGUCAAAAUCCUUUAUGUAAACAAUGUCUGCAACUAAGAGAGGAAAACAGAAGCAACAGGCAGAAGUUUCAGAAGAAGAAGACUUCGAAACAUUUGUAAGAGAGUCGCUAGUGCAACUGAGCAAAGAUCAGAAACAAAUCAUUCAGGACAGCUCAAACUAAAAAGCUUAAGUAAAACUGAAUGAAACAGCGUUAGAUAAAAUAUCUAGCCAAUUUAAGACCCUCAACAACAGCUUUGAAGGACUCAAGGGCAAGCUUCAUGACGUGAGGUGUAAAGUCGACGAGAUGGAAAGCUCCGUUCAAAAACACGCUAAGCAAAUUGAGGGAAUGCGUGAAAGACUGCUGUCCCUUGAGCGGUAUUCUCGAGAAUACAACCUCCGUUUCCACAACGUCCCAAAAUCUACUGACGAGGAUUGUGUUCCAAAAGUCCGUAACAUUUUAUCAACUCAGCUUGAUAUGGAGCCGGAGAUUGAAAACGCGCAUCGUGUUGGUUCUCGAAAUGACGACAAAUCCUUUAUCNAUAGAGCAAUUAAUUGGUGCCCAGCCACAGCUACGCAAAAGGCUAAUGUCACCAUUUCCCACACAAAAUAGAAGCAAUUCAGACCCCUUUUUAUUGUCAAUGAAUGCUUUGCAGGUUCUUCUAGGCUUUGCUCAUGUUUUUCACCAAAUAUAGCCAAGACCAGUUGUUUUAGAACUUCAAGUAAUCGCUAAACAAAACAAAUUGGGUCCAAUUUGGUAUGGCAUAUCUAGGCUUAUGUAUGGGGAUUGUGAAACUUCCAAGAAUAAGCACGUACUGGAGAACAGACAACCCCUUACACCAGAUAGGUGUUAGCUCUGUGAUUACUGAAACGUGAUUUUUCCACAUUUGGAGAUAUUCCCAAGAGACGAUCCUAGAUUUGAUAAAAUUUAUCGCGUCAUGCAAUUUUUAGACCUGGUCAUAGCCAAUAAUCAACGUCUGUAUGGCCUUGCCAGAAAUAAGUCUAUUGAUGAGACCAUGGUUCCCACAAAGGUCGCCUUUCAUUCAAACAAUAUAUAAGCGGUCAUUGAGCGUGGUCAGUGGUCAUCAAGCAAGAUGGCCACGAAAUUUAAAGCUCCGUGUUUAAGAGAAAUUAAGUUAAAGUUUCAUUUCAAAUUCUCUUCCAUUUUAACUUUUCAUGUCAAAAUCCUUUAUGUAAACAAUGUCUGCAACUAAGAGAGGAAAACAGAAGCAACAGGCAGAAGUUUCAGAAGAAGAAGACUUCGAAACAUUUGUAAGAGAGUCGCUAGUGCAACUGAGCAAAGAUCAGAAACAAAUCAUUCAGGACAGCUCAAACUAAAAAGCUUAAGUAAAACUGAAUGAAACAGCGUUAGAUAAAAUAUCUAGCCAAUUUAAGACCCUCAACAACAGCUUUGAAGGACUCAAGGGCAAGCUUCAUGACGUGAGGUGUAAAGUCGACGAGAUGGAAAGCUCCGUUCAAAAACACGCUAAGCAAAUUGAGGGAAUGCGUGAAAGACUGCUGUCCCUUGAGCGGUAUUCUCGAGAAUACAACCUCCGUUUCCACAACGUCCCAAAAUCUACUGACGAGGAUUGUGUUCCAAAAGUCCGUAACAUUUUAUCAACUCAGCUUGAUAUGGAGCCGGAGAUUGAAAACGCGCAUCGUGUUGGUUCUCGAAAUGACGACAAAUCCUUUAUCGUCCACAGAGGUAUAAAGUUAUCCAGAAGAAGCAUGAUCUUGAGGAUGAUAUUUGGGUUACAGAGGAUCUAAUCUGGGAAGAUCGUGAAGCAAAGAAGAAAUUAAAGGAAGUAAUGACGGGGGAAUUUAAAAAUGGCAAAAAGCCUAGAUUCGCGCGCGGAAAACUUUACAUAGAUGUUCCACUUCGUGAUCAUAUUACGCCUCAUUAUGCAAACCUUGGCCUAAUUAAGCUUCCUGACAUUGUUAAGCUAAAUACCUGA
Messenger RNA from Porites evermanni, 6914 nucleotides. The record is from the annotation of a GenBank genome assembly. NCBI's taxonomy places the organism in Eukaryota, Metazoa, Cnidaria, Anthozoa, Scleractinia, Poritidae.